CCGGGCUGUUUAUUACACCUUCAUCACUGCUCAGGCUCCAGUACCAGCCUGCAGGUGCCGCAGAGCCACACAAACACAGGACGACGAGCAACAACAACAAAAAAGGAGGAAAAGAAAGCAAAGAGAGAGAAGCCUUUAGUAGUGAGGGGACACAUUUCAGUGGCAGACAGAAACCAGCGCUCCUCCUCGGCUAUAUAGGCAGGGAAACGCCACAAUAACCAACCAACGGCUGCCAGAGGGUAGAGAGGAGCGCACAAGGCAAUCCACAUCCAUCUGCCAGCCACUUAGGACGCGCUAACAUUUCCAGUCCGGAUUUCAGCACAGCUGUCCCGCUAAUACUACCAGGAAAAUGUCUGCCCCAGCCGGAGCCCCUGCACCAGAGGGAGGGAAUCAGCCCCCCAACCUCACCAGCAACCGCCGUCUGCAGCAGACACAGGCACAGGUGGAUGAGGUGGUGGAUAUCAUGCGUGUAAACGUGGAUAAGGUUCUGGAGCGUGAUCAGAAGCUGUCAGAACUGGAUGACAGGGCUGAUGCCCUGCAGGCUGGAGCCUCUCAGUUUGAGACCAGUGCUGCAAAACUGAAGAAUAAAUACUGGUGGAAGAAUGCCAAGAUGAUGAUUAUCCUGGGUGUGAUAUGUGUGAUUGUCCUCAUCGUCAUUAUCGUGUACUUCAGCACCUAAGAAGAGUUGCUCCUACCCCAGUCUGAUCCCAGCUUCCUUACUACAGAAAAAACCCUCAAAUUGACAACAAAAUUAACCACAGAUGACUAAUUUAUUAUAUAUAUAAAAUAUAUAUAUAUCUAAAUAUAUAUAUAUCUCCCUGAUUAGCCUCGAUAUAACACCCCUAAAACCCUUCAGGGCCCCAUGGCUCCCCCACUUCUACCACCUUGCCUCUGGACCCCUGUCAAUAUUUGUCCUGUGAGUGUGUGGCCCUGUCUCCUUUCUGGGUACUCUUGGCUUUUCUAACCUGCCAUACUGAGAACCAAACACUUGUGAUGAUGCAACAACAGAAAAGGAAACAACGAUUGGCGAUAAUUGUUACAUACCUGAUAUAUAUAGUUCUUUGUAGAGUUUUAUUCUGAUAUAUACUGUUUUGUAGGUGUGUGUGCGUGUGUGUGUGCAUUUUGUACUUUUUAUUUUUUGUAUUAAUUUUACGUAUGCUUCAGCGUUAACUACUGCCUAUUAAUCGAAGUGUGUAUCUUGCAUGUGCUCAUCAUCUGUCCGUCCCCAGCUUAUUCUCUCUUUUUGGUGUGUUUUUGCACAGUGGAGGUAGUCUCCAUUUAACUAUUGGAAUACCAAUUGAGUUUCAUUUGUGUUACCCGUGUCCACUAAGAAAGUCCAAAAUAAGCCACAGAACUAAAACUUGUGCUAAAAAAUGCAUUAUCAAGUUAAAGAACUUGGAGUUAUUCCACAAAACAAACUACCCAUGUAAAUCUACUAGGUUUCCCCUUGUUUAGCUACACAUUUCUCUAACUUGAUACCAUCAAAAAAAAAAAAAAAAAGUCAAGUCUUAGCUUUUUCGGUGGCUUUUGGACAGAGUUAAUGCUCACUGAUCCUGAUCAAACACAAAUGUUGCAUGAAUUGUGAAGCUAAUCUUUAGUAAUCAUCAUUUUCAACCCCUUUUCAUUUGAUCCUCCCAUUACAUGAGUGUCAUUUCUCUUUGAACAUUUCUCUCUUUAAUAACUUCCAUCUGUAUUGUCUUUAACACCCCCAGUCCUCCUCCGUCUCUCGGCAUGCUUGGACACCUCAGUUUCUUCGGAUUAUUUCAAAACUGCCAUAGUACAGUUGGACCAAUGUCUGUAGGUGUUUCUUUUUUUAUUUAAAUAUUACGUAGUGUCUUAUUUCGAAAACAUUCCUUCAUUGCAGUCUAGUGCAAAUGCUCUUACUGUAGCACAUGUAAGUGUAAGUAUCUUUAAAAAAAAAAAUACAUGGAUGAAACUUGUGUCGAAAACGUUGGUCAUGCAAACCAUAGGAGAAACUAGUUAUAGUUAUUAGCUGUAAGAGUACAUUUUGGAUAGACAGGAUUCGACUUUCAAUCUGUCCAAAUGAUUUUCUUAUGUAAUAUUAGUAAAGUUUUCCGAACAUUACGAUAUACUGUGGAGGUGUAUUCAUGUCAAACUGUGGAUAUGGGCUGAAAAAAUAUCCAAAUGGCAGGCGAUAAAAUGGCACGUCGCUUAAAUUGAUUAAUUUCCUCCAAUCAAUGGCUACUUCUCACUGGCCCAUUCCUUAUGCGGAUACUGAAAAGCCUUCGUCCUCAGUCACUUCUUUAGUUACUGUAGGUUAUUUCCAGUCAAACGCACCCUCACACAUUAAGUGAGUGUGGAGGGAGUGGCUGACUGCAGAAAAGGAAUCUGUUUAAAAUGCACAAGCAACCUUGUUUUUGAUGGCGCUGUCUGGCUGGUCCAAAGCCCGGCCAAAGGAGAUCCUGGUGCAGCAAAACCUCUCCACAUGAAGAGCACAUUUAACAUAAAGAGACAACUAAAGCUUGCCGAUCCAGAAACAGGGACAGAGGCUCAUGAGGAGAAAUUUAAAUUCACAGUCGAGUUUCAGUUCAGCAGGUUGAUAACUUUGGGGUAGGUUCAGAAAUCUAUAGUCAAAGGUUAGUGACAAGAAAAGUGAGAAGCAAUUAUUCAUACAAUAGUAGCAUUCCUAAGAAGAGUGUUUUGCUAGUGCAGUGGUUCUGUCUCAGUGUUUCUCCCUAUAGUUAAGGCCUUUUUUCUUUUUUAAAUAUAAUAGAUUCUAUUUUUUAUUAUAGUAUAUUUUUGUGUGAAACAGACAGGUAAAGAGCAGCAGCAGUAAGCUCCUCUUUACCUCGGUCUGCUGUGUUUUUUGUAAUUCAGCUCCGUGCGUUAUACACUGCCAAGCAUCAAGGGAGAGGCUUCUGUUGUAAUUGCAGUUCUUUCUUUCAUUGGUGCCCUCACUGGUUUGGUCUUGAACUAUUCUCUAACUUUUCCUUUGGCAUCUACUCCUGUGUAUACUACCCUUUUGGCUACUUUAUGAACAGGAGAGCAGGGCAAUACGAUGCACUUGAUUUUUGAAUUGUCUGACAUGGCGUCCAACUAAGGCCUUGUACACAUGAGCUUGAGAAAGAAUUAAUCAGCAACUCCUGAAAAACUAUUUUGCUUUCAACCACAGAAGGACUUUGUUGAGUUUUUCUUGUGGUUGUGGUAAAUCAAAGCUCUGAAACUAUUGCAGUUCAGUUAUUCAGACAAAAAUGUGUUGGGGGGGGGGAAUAGAGGAUUUUUAACUGUGCAGGCCUGCAUUUAUAAAUUCAGGAAGCUGCACAGCUUUACUGCCACAGUCCUGAAAUCUAUAUAUUGAACUUUCAAAUCAUGCAAUAGGAACUACAAUAUUUCCAAACAGCUGUGUGUAAAGCCUUAGUCGCCUUGUCUCUUUUCAACAUGACUUUUUAUCUUCCCAACCAGCUGAGUAGACCAACCUGCCCCCCUUUGCUCAACUCACUGAUUCAGAUUCUUACAGUGUGUGUGUGAGAGUGUGUGUGUGUGUGUGUGUGUGUGUGUGUGUGUGUGUGUGUGUGUGUGUGUGUGUGCGUGCAAGUGCAUUAAUGUGUGCGUGUGUGUUAGAAUAGCUCUGUCUUGGGAAUAUCCCCAGUUUAUCCUGACAGAUUAGGCCGCUUAAAUCUCAGAGCGAGGGCGUGUUGUUUCCUUGACCACUGAAGUACACAAGCAUAGAGGUUGCAGAUCUGUCGGCCCGUUCCAGUAGAAGAGGACCCCGACCUUAACGAGUCCACUCCUCCUCACUCCCCCUACGUGCUUUUCUCCAAAUGGAGUAAAAGUAAACUGCAGAAGAUUAACCAAAGACCAGAUUUCCAUGCUUACGCUGCCAAUUGCCAUCAAAAACAAGCGGAGAGAAACAGGUUAUCUGAACUGUCCUAGUCUGUUUUAAAUAGCUUACACCCUGACCCUAUCUAUAGGACCUUGUAACUAUUACACACUGUCGAAAUGGUGUGUCAGUUUGGCUUGUCAGUGUGCCAUCCUAACAUGCAAGUUAAACCAAAACAUGAGGACCGCAUGCUUCAAAUCUAAAAUACAGUCUCCCCUUAUCAUGUGUAUCCAGGUCUGAAGAGCUUCUCUAAUCUGUAACAAGUUUUCAGACACAUGAUCCUGUAACUAAUUAUAGCACAAGUCUUCUUUUUUCUGUCUCCAUAGUGCUGCCAAGUUUUAAAAGACAUGUAAACUAACUAUAGCUAGUAGAUAUAACCAAGAAAAACAUUAUAAAAAUCUGCAUUGUUUGGUGUUGUAAUAUGGGGGUGUUUUUGGGGGUAGGGGGUCCUAUAUCCUCAGGUUUAAGGUAUUAGCAAUUUACCAAAAUAUAUAUGAGGACAAAAACUAUAUUAGCAAACAAAAAAACUGGAUUUUUUUGGCAAUAGAAAAUCACUAUGGGGUUAUAAAUGUGGUCCUUUUAGCCAUCUUACAGGAGUUAACCACACAGUGGACUGAAGUGAAAUAACACUACUGAUUGGGGUAGGACUUCUGCGUUAUCCAUAAAUCCAACUGUUGUCCUGUGAGUGCUCAACCAGUUUGGUCACAAUAGUGAAAAUGAAUUGAGUGCUCUCUUUUUCUGUUGCUUUAUUGUCUGUAUGAAAAGAAGUGCGCGUAUAUUUUAACACCGUGGCACUUUUUCUGUUGUGAAACAUUCAUUUUGGUGGGAUGGGAACAUGAUCUGAUGGAGAAUAUUGUUUUAUGUCACCCGCCAGAACUGUUCAGGGAUCUCAACGCUGCAUUCAGGUCAUUUAGGGGUGAUCCGAGAUGCGACUCGCCGAAAAAAGCAUUUGGACCCUUUUUCAGGUUUGAUUUGUAACUUGUGAGCUUGUAACUCAAACUUGAAAGAAAGCAAACAAACCAAAAGAAGAUCUGAAAUCUUCAAGAAGUGUCAUGAAAUAUGUACAGAAUGUUCCCCUGCAUUAACUUUGCCCCCAAAAGGGAUGAAUGCAGCAACAGGAGGGAACCUUUUGAGUCCCUGAAUGUUCUCUGGAUGGCUAUAAAUGUACAAUAUUCUGCUUAAACAUAUGUUACCAUGUUUUGAUUUUGAACCAAAUAUUGUGUUUUUGUUUUGCAUCCGUUUAGUAAUAACUCCAGAUGUCACUGAAUUGUUUGUGUGUCAGCACUGAUGGGUAAAGGUAAACAAAAAUGGGAAGUUAAUGGGAAAAAAGUAUUUUUACCUUCAAUUGUCCAGAAUGCUUAGAGUGAUUCUACAGUUUACAUCAGAUUGCCGUUUGUAUCUACAAGAUAUAUUUUUUGUUUAAAUCGGUUUAUUUUUGAGGAAAGACUUUGAUUUCUUUGUGGGAGUGGGGUUUCUGGGACGAAGGCCCACAUUGGCCCUGUUCGUCUGGUCUUACAGGAGGGACAGGACCGGAGGCUCAUUGGCAAUGUGCUCGUUUUUACUUUAUUUUCUCCUUUUCUUUUUGCUUUUAUUUAUUGAUAGAUUUAUUGUGCUGUCCUUUGGUAUGGGAUUAGAAACUAAACAAGGUUGACUUAAUGUAAAGGAGAGGAGACUGAAUGAAAAUCUAAAGUACAUAAAAUAAUUGUAGUGUAAAUCUAUCAAUGUCUUAUUAUCUUGAUGAACAUCAUGAAAUAUAUGUAUAUUGGAAAAACAGUA
Amphiprion ocellaris (clown anemonefish) is the source of this 5617-nucleotide messenger RNA. RefSeq names its product vesicle-associated membrane protein 2 (gene vamp2). Lineage: Eukaryota; Metazoa; Chordata; Actinopteri; Pomacentridae. The transcript is spliced from 5 exons. The record is from RefSeq and is a predicted model, not a curated record. Gene Ontology annotation, cellular component: plasma membrane; SNARE complex. Gene Ontology annotation, molecular function: syntaxin-1 binding; SNAP receptor activity. Gene Ontology annotation, biological process: vesicle fusion; SNARE complex assembly; vesicle-mediated transport. The coding region runs from base 350 to 679 and encodes 109 amino acids.